AUGACGGCCAUUUCUCUCGAAGUCCCACCGCCAGCCCAGUUCGGGCGAGGGCCGAACUCGGGCCAAUUCCCACGAACUGCCGCGCUUGUCGCCUCGGCCGCCUCUUCCCCAGCCCGGCAUCCUGGAUCUUUCAUGCGCCAAACUACUCACGCCAUGUCGCAUCUCCAAGCCCAAUACGCCGAGGCUUCAGCAUCCGCCGCGGCGCCAGCAGUGCCAGGACUGACAUCCGGGACAGCUCUUGCAUCAUCGUCGGCGCUGCAAGCGAACGCCCCAAACGGCAACUUGGACGAGACCUCCCCCGGCCUCCCCCCUCAGCGACCUGGGCAGUUCCUCGCUGACUCAAGGCGAGCUACCUCGCCGAUGCCACCGACCUUGCGACGGCCCUCGAGUGCGCCCGGAUCUGAUAACCCGGCGGCUACGUCCGGUAGCCGCGCUGAUUCCGACACUGCCGAUGCGAACAACCGCCCGCCCGCUGCUGCGACUCGACCCGUCAAACCGCCCUUACUUCGAUCCAAAAGUGAACACCAUUCACGAUAUGAAGAGCCCGACGAUGAUGUCGAGGAGGAAUUCGAUGACCUUAGCGCGAGGCAUGGCUUUGACGACCAAUACUUGUCUGAGGAUAUCAUCGCCCAACUUGCAAAUAACUGGUACAUGUAUUUCACAGACAAGCGUCACGAGACAACAGGGAAGCCCAAGACCCCCGCCUUUGAGUUGCAGGAUUGGCGGAUGCGCGAUCGACUGAAGACCGUAUCGGCGGCCAUUGCUGUGUGCUUGAAUAUUGGGGUCGAGCCGCCGGACCAGUUACGGACAACCCCGGGUGCCAAACUUGAGGCGUGGCAAGACCCGACUGUGCCUCCAGUAGGCAAGGCGCUUGAGAAUAUCGGCAAGUCUCUGCAGGCGCAAUACGAGACUCUCGCUCUACGGACGCGGUACAAGCAGUAUCUCGACCCGUCCAUUGAGGAAACUAAGAAGUUCUGCAUUUCUCUGCGGCGCAAUGCCAAGGACGAACGAGUUCUCUUCCACUACAACGGCCACGGAGUGCCCAAACCGACCGCUUCCGGCGAGAUCUGGGUGUUCAACAAGAACUACACACAGUACAUUCCCGUAUCACUAUACGAUCUUCAACAAUGGCUUCAGGCGCCGACCAUCUUUGUCUGGGAUUGCUCUGAGGCCGGGAAUAUCGUCAAGAAUUACCACAAGUUUGUUGAAAAACACGAACAGGAGGAGGACGAACUGGGACUCAAGGACCACAACCAUGAGAAGACGAAUUUUCGGCCUUACAUCCACUUGGCCGCGUGCGACUCCAAGGAGAACCUCCCAACGAACCCUCUUCUUCCCGCAGACCUUUUCUCUUGUUGUCUAACCACACCGAUUGAGAUGGCGUUGUGGUUCUUUGUGCUACAAAACCCCCUAGACACGAGUCUCUCCCCUGAAAGGGCGCGGAAACUCCCCGGAAGACUCCAAGAGCGUAGGACGCCAUUGGGAGAGUUGAACUGGAUCUUCACAGCAAUUACGGACACCAUUGCCUGGACCACUCUCCCCCGCCCCCUAUUCCGCAAGUUCUUCCGCCAAGACCUCAUGGUCGCGGCACUCUUCCGCAACUUCCUCCUCGCACAGCGUAUCAUGCCUGUGUACGGAUGCACCCCCCAGUCCUAUCCCGAGUUGCCUGACACCCGGCGACACCCAUUGUGGGAAAGCUGGGACCUUGCCGUGGAUAUGGCCCUGGCGCAAUUGCCGAUGCUCGAGAGAAGGGAGACCGAGGGUAUCCCAUACGAAUAUGUCAAUUCGACGUUCUUCACAGAGCAGCUCACGGCCUUCGAGAUCUACCUAACUCGAGGCGACGCCGUCUCCCAAAAGCCUCCUGAGCAGCUUCCUGUUGUCCUCCAGGUCCUUCUGAGCCAACAACACCGGCUUAGAGCGCUGAUCCUUCUCGGAAGGUUCCUUGACCUCGGCCCCUGGGCAGUGCAGCUGGCCCUGAGCAUUGGCAUCUUCCCAUACGUGCUCAAGUUACUUCAAUCGGCCGCUCAAGAGCUGAAGCCGGUCAUGGUCUUCAUCUGGACCCGCGUGCUGGCUGUUGAUAUCUCGUGUCAACAAGACCUCAUCAAGGACAAUGGCUACACUUACUUCGCGGCCAUAAUGAAGCCGCAAGAGACAUUCCCGGUCGUUGGCGUCAUGGUUCUAGAUGAGCACAAGGCAAUGUGUGCUUUCAUCCUGGCGAUGCUCUGCAAAGGCUUCAAGCCCGGUCAAAUUGUUUGCAAUUCGACGGAUAUCAUGUCCUACUGCCUUCAUCACAUCGAGCACCCCGAGAACCCGCUAUUACGACAAUGGUCCUGCCUUUGCAUCAGCCAAUUGUGGCGGGAUCUCCCCGAGGCUAAAUGGAGAGGAAUCCGCGAGAAUGCUCACCACAAACUCGCUUACUUGAUCAAAGAUCACUGCCCCGAGGUUCGCGCGUCUAUGGUACACGCCAUGACCACGUUCCUAGGGAUCCCAGACUUGACCGAUGAAGUGGCGAGGAUUGAGGAGUCGGUGGCUUGGGCCAUGCUGGAUCUGGCAAAGGAUGGCAGCCCCAUUGUCCGAAAGGAGCUUUUGGUUUUCUUCUCUCACUUCGUCCUCCGAUACGAGAACAAGUUCUUGGUCGCCGCCUACGAACAAUUGCUGGAAGAGAAGGAAUACCAGAUGUUCCCCCCGCCUGAAGAUGGUUUGGACCACAAGAUGGGUCUUCAUUAUGCGCGCCACGACAAUCGCGAGAGAGACGGCACCAUCACACCUGCUGUGUUUGGUGUGGCCCACGAUUCGGUUUUUGCGGCUUGCUGGAAGCACAUCAAUAUCUUGAGUGUCGACCCGCACCCCGAGGUUCAACGGGAUGCCACUAUCAUUCUGGAUUACGUGCACCACGCGCUACUACACUCCCGUGUGGGUGCCCAAGCACAGUCUCUGAUGGACGAAAUCCUUCGGCGCGCUAGGAAAGUGUCGAGGGGUGACAUGAGCCAGAGAACCAGUGUGGCCGGCACCCGUACCGCGGCAGCUCAACCUCUGCCCUCCCCCGGUCUUCUCAAGCGGACGGCGAGCUACUUAUUCGGCCCUCUCAUGGGGACCCUCGAUGGUGCUGCCAACGCCCCGAGCCCACCAGGGACGCCCAAUCUGCAGAGGACAUUUUCCCAACGGAGUCGCAAGGGUCCGAGUCUCGAGGACGCCCCCCCGGAGCAACACGACCAGGUAGCGCCGCCUUCGAAUUACCAUACUUCCAAUGAGCCACUUUGCGCUGGUUACCAGGAGCGUCAGCUCAAAGAGGUUCCAACCCUUCCCCUUGUCAGCACCUUCUUGGACUGGUCGACCGAGUACUUCCGCGAGCCCCAAAUGAAAGCACCGGAGGCCGAAGAACCUGGCAGUAACGAGUACAAUGAACGGUUGUGGAGGCGAGCUCGGAAUGAAGCUGUGCUUAGAGAAACGCAGCCUCAGAAGACGCACGCUAGGACACAUAGGUGGAACAGUCACGCCGGCGUCAUCGUCACCGGCUCUCAGCCGUCCAGGAUGACGUUCCACCAAUUCGAAAACCAUAUCGCGGUUGCUGACGACGGCAACACUGUCACCGUCUGGGACUGGAAAUCUAACACUCGGAAGAGCCGGUUCUCCAAUGGCAACCCUGAGGGCUCCAAAAUCUCCGAUAUGCGUUUUAUCAACGAGGAUGAUCAGGCCCUCCUCAUGACCGGCUCGUCAGAUGGAGUGGUUCGUAUCUACCAUAGUUAUGACAGCGAUGCGGGCGUGGAACUUGCGUCUUCAUGGCGUGCCCUCACACACAUGGUUCCUUCGAAUGUCAACUCCGGCAUGGUUCUCGAUUGGCAGCAGGUCAACGGUCAAGUGCUGGUAGCCGGUGACGAGAGGGUAAUUCGGAUUUGGAACGCCGGCCACGAAAUGUGCACGCAUGAGAUUCCGGCCCGGUCCGGCUCCUGCGUCACUGCACUGACAUCCGACCAAAUGGCCGGCAACAUCUUCAUUGCCGGGUUUGGCGACGGUGCUAUCCGCGUUUUCGAUACGCGCAUGAAGCCUCAGGAGAGUAUGGUCCGCAAGUGGAAAGAUGAUACUCGGCAGUGGGUGCGCUCUGUGCAUAUGCAACGCGGCGGCCAGCGCGAGCUCUUGUCUGCAAGCCGCAACGGCACCGUUCAUCUCUGGGAUAUCCGCAUGGAUCGGCCACUCCGCACUUUCCAGACGACCAAGGAUGUGCUGCGGACCGCCAGUACCCACGAGCAUCUGCCUGUCUUUGCUGUUGGCACGUCUGCGCACCUUGUCAAGGUCUUUGACUUUGACGGCCGGGAGAUCACCCGCGUCGAGCCCUACUCGGGCUUCCUCGGUCACAAGGCCGCGCCGCUCUCGACUACUGCGUUUCACCCACACCACAUGCUCCUCGGGUGCGCUGCCCGCGGCGAUCACCAUGUCAGCCUCUACGCAUGCGGAAACGAACGCAUCAACCAGUUUUGA
This is a messenger RNA of Dichotomopilus funicola, 4476 nucleotides long. Its product is annotated as raptor N-terminal caspase like domain-containing protein. The coding region runs from base 1 to 4476 and encodes 1491 amino acids. The record is from RefSeq and is a predicted model, not a curated record. NCBI's taxonomy places the organism in Eukaryota, Fungi, Ascomycota, Sordariomycetes, Sordariales, Chaetomiaceae. Gene Ontology annotation, biological process: regulation of autophagy; positive regulation of protein serine/threonine kinase activity; TOR signaling. Gene Ontology annotation, cellular component: TORC1 complex; cytoplasm. Gene Ontology annotation, molecular function: protein-macromolecule adaptor activity; protein binding. The transcript has 4 exons.